Messenger RNA from Dacryopinax primogenitus, 494 nucleotides. RefSeq lists its product as uncharacterized. The record is from RefSeq and is a predicted model, not a curated record. Lineage: Eukaryota; Fungi; Basidiomycota; Dacrymycetes; Dacrymycetales; Dacrymycetaceae. The transcript has a single exon. Bases 72 to 257 code for a protein of 61 amino acids.
GCCGAGCAAAACCCUCAAGAACGAGAUCGGGAUCGGCAUGGCGUGUUCCCAUUGUUCCCCAGGUCUCGUCUAUGAAUCCGUCCGCCUGGAGUACAUUCCAUCAGACGGUGUCGAUCUUCGGUACACAGGCGGCGUCCUACCACUUCUUGCGCGACACAGCCAGCAGCUGGUGCGCUGCCAAUUCCGGCAAGCGUGGCUCGGACUACCGUGGUCAGCUUCAUCCAUAUGAUCGGUUUUCCGCGGUGCUGGUACCCUGAGGUAUUUGGGGAUGCUUCGACACUUUGCUAGGUGGUUGGAAACCCUUGGUCCUGGUUCGCUUGCGCCAAACAGCCUGCUGAAUGAUAACGACCUGUGGAGCUCGGAGACGACGCCACACCGUAGUCGGCAGUGACGGCCAAUGCAGCGGUAUCGCUGGUAGACACAAGUGCGUAUCAGAUUCUCCGCCAUACCGCCGCUUUGCGCUCGCAUCGUUUUGGUUGCCAUUCUACAUCCCG